Molecule: messenger RNA, 664 nt
Organism: Owenia fusiformis
Lineage: Eukaryota; Metazoa; Annelida; Polychaeta; Sabellida; Oweniidae
Source: the annotation of a GenBank genome assembly
CAUAAAUAUACAUUCUGUGUGCCACGAUGGUCAUAUUCAACCAUGAUGCCACAGGGCACCAUCUCGGUGGCUACCCUAUUCAUUCUGGUCAUAAAAGUAUACGAGGGUUAUGCAACAUAUUAUCCUGUUCCGCCACCACAAUCAUGUUCUUAUUGGGGAUCUUGGAUUGAUGUCCCAGGGCAAUGUAAUCCACCGCCUGGAUGCACCAAGAUAUCAAAACGUGAGAUAGAAGAUCCAGUCAACAAACGUUCGUCUCCCGUACGAUGCACCAUGACGAAUUACCCAUGUAAAGUAAAGAGAACAUGCCAAAGGUGUGGAUACUAUAAACGCAGUGGUGGUACUGGUGGAUCGUGUUCAAGAGUAGAAUACAAAACAGUAAAUCGCUUAAUGUGCUGUAGAACAUAUCCUCCCCCUCCUCCCCCUCCUCCGCCACCUCCAACUACCCCGCCCCGUCCAACAUGUUACUGGAAACCCUGGGGAGGCUAUACAAAAUACGGACGUUGUGUUGAAAAAGGUCCGUCAACGCAACAAUGCUAUAAACCUGGUAUUUCAACAUGUUAUCGAAUACGGCAAUGUCACUGCACAGUACCUGGAUAUCGUGGUCCAGGAUAUUGUAGUGGGUCUUCGAAAGAGUAUAAAACAAAGCCAUGCUGUCUGCCACCAA